Messenger RNA from Diprion similis, 1955 nucleotides. RefSeq names its product adenosine deaminase 2-like. Gene Ontology annotation, molecular function: adenosine deaminase activity. The record is from RefSeq and is a predicted model, not a curated record. Bases 177 to 1772 code for a protein of 531 amino acids. The transcript has 3 exons. NCBI's taxonomy places the organism in Eukaryota, Metazoa, Arthropoda, Insecta, Hymenoptera, Diprionidae. Gene Ontology annotation, biological process: inosine biosynthetic process; adenosine catabolic process.
GAUUCGUCGAUAUUUUAGCUAGUUGGAUGCGGCGCCAAGGCCACGACUCAGUGGUCACAACCAACAAACCGUUGGACUUCGGAGGCUCAGUAACCGUCGAGCGUUUACCGACGAAGGAAUCCAGCCUGCGGUCUGUCCUUAUCUCUGCGAACCGACCGGACGUGGGUUAAACAACGAUGAACGGACUAUGGUGGCGGUGUCUUUCGCUCUGCAUAUUCAUCGGCACGAGCAAAGGGGCGCCGGCCUCGCAGCCAAAUUCCGAUGACAAUUACUGGACACAACGAAGUCGAAUCCUGAUCGAGGAGUCUCAGGUGUCGCUGGGCGGGCGGUUGCAUUUCGAGCACGGGGAGCGAGCGGCGAACAACAUCCUAAUGGCGGCUAAGGAGGAGGAAGUCGACCAAGGCUUCAUUGACCCGAGCACCUUCUUGCCGGCUCGGAACUUUCUCACAGUUGUCGACGAGGUUCGCGGCUCCUCGACCUUCCAGAUCAUCGAGAAGAUGCCGAAGGGCGCCGCGCUCCACGUUCACGAUACGGCGCUCACCUCGGCCGACUUCGUCUUUGAGAACAUCACCUUCCGCGAGGAUCUCUACGUUUGUCGACCCGAUGACGGUUCGUUCCAGUUCAGGUUCCGCCGUCCGGCGGACAAGAAUGUUACGUGCGGUUCUUCCGAAGGGUGGGAGCUGCUCGCAGACCUCAGAGCGAACAGCAGCGUAAAAGAUGAGGUGGACACUCGCGUUCGUCAGGUCAUGACCAUGAUAGUCCCCGACCCUGCUAAAGCCUACCCAAACGUCAACGUCGCCUGGAUCGCGUUUCAAAAUAUCUUCAUUACCAUCGAAGGAAUGCUCACGUACUUGCCGGUUUACGAGGACUACUACUAUCAAGGACUUACCGAGCUUUAUGAUGACAAUGUCCUGUAUCUCGAGCUGCGCACUACACUUCCCACUCUCUAUGACCUUGAUGGGAACCAAUAUGGCCCUGUCGAGGUUGCUCGUCUGUAUAAGAGGACGACCGAACGGUUCGUCAAAGAUCAUCCAGACUUCAUCGGUGCUAGACUAAUUUAUGCCCCUCUGAGAAAAGCGAAUGAGGCACAGUUGGAUGAAUAUCUCGUCACCUUUGCUGCUCUUCGGAAAGAAUUUCCCGAUUUCGUGGUAGGAUUCGACCUUGUCGGCCAGGAGGAGAAGGGUGAAACGCUUGCCCGAUUCGUUGAUAAGCUUAGAGCUGUCUCUCCGAGCAUCCGACUCUUCCUCCACGCCGGCGAGACCAAUUGGAACGGUCUGAGCACUGAUGAAAACCUGAUAGACGCUGUCCUCCUCAACGCAACAAGAAUCGGUCACGGAUAUGCAUUGCUGAAGCACCCGAAGGUCUUAGAGCUGGCAGUGGAACGUCAAGUUGCAAUCGAAGUGAAUCCGAUCUCAAACCAGGUUCUCACGCUGCUUGGAGAUAUGCGGAAUCAUCCGGCGAGCCUUUUGUUCGCUCGAGAUUAUCCCGUCGUUCUGUCUGCAGACGAUCCCGGACUUUGGGGCGCCCGCGGUCUCAGCUACGACUUCUACGAGGCAUUCGUGGGCAUAAUGUCACGCUCCGCUGAUAUUCGGGCGCUGAAGCAGCUUGCCUUAAAUUCUAUAAAAUACAGCGCGAUGCCAGACGAAGAGAAGGUCCGCGCUUACAGACUAUGGACGGAAAAAUGGGCCAAAUUCAUUACGGACAUGACGUAUGAAUACUCGAUUGUAUCGCGUUCAAAGAAGAGCUGCAAAGCUGACUUCAUUCCCACGUGAUUCGCAAAUAUUAACAACUUCGAUGGGGGGGCGCAGGGGAAGGGAGGCAUCAAGUAUUAUAUCUUCGAUAGUUUGUCUAAGCUACCUAGCUCGACUGAAACAAACCGAAAGACUGAUUAAAGGGUAACUUUUUCUACACGAGCACUGAGAGAAAACAAAUUUUGCGAUGUUGGUGAUCGUUUU